This is a messenger RNA of Exophiala mesophila, 1449 nucleotides long. RefSeq lists its product as uncharacterized. Gene Ontology annotation, molecular function: zinc ion binding; oxidoreductase activity. The record is from RefSeq and is a predicted model, not a curated record. Gene Ontology annotation, cellular component: mitochondrion. Bases 232 to 1320 code for a protein of 362 amino acids. Lineage: Eukaryota; Fungi; Ascomycota; Eurotiomycetes; Chaetothyriales; Herpotrichiellaceae. The transcript is spliced from 2 exons.
CAUAGAUGCCGACGAACUGACGACAACAUUGCCCCAGAAUUGAUUUCAAGAGCUAUCGUAUGUGAUUGACUUUUUAUUGUUGCACUUCUUUUUCUAUCUCUCUGUACAGAAAACUGCAUCUUCUCUACUCCUGAGCCUGCUCACAUCUCGUUCACAUCUCGUACGGUCCCUCACCACCUCACCUCACCUCAUAUCACACCUACCUUCUCCUCCCUUCUCAACUCCUCCAAGAUGAAAGCCAUCCAAGUCACCAAAUACGUCUCUGGACCACAAGAUCUGGUCGUGACCACCCUGCCCACCCCCACCCCCCAUCCCACCAAAUACCUGAUCAAAAUCCACGCUGCGGGCACCAAUUUCUUCGAUCUCCUCCAAAUCCAAGGAAAAUACCAACACCAACCUCCUCUCCCAUGGAUCGCAGGCAUGGAAUUCGCCGGCGUCGUAGUCGCGACACCCAUCGAAUCCACCAAAAGUAACGUCGCCAGCAGUAUCGACGGCACCGUGGCCGCACCCACGAAACAUCUCUUCAAAGUCGGGGAUCGAGUAUUCGGCGCUACACACGGUGCAUAUGCAACGCAUAUUCUCGCUGAUGAGACGGCAUUGUUCCCUGUUCCUGAAGGGUGGAGUUUCGCUGAUGCAGCGGGUGUGUAUGUCACGACGCCGACGGCGUAUGGUGCGCUGGUGACGAGGGCAAAUACUCAGCCGGGUGAAUGGGUGCUGGUGCAUGCUGGCGCGGGCGGUGUAGGGUUGUCGGCCGUGCAGAUUGCCAAAGCGCUGGGUGCGACGGUUAUAGCGACGGCGGGGUCGGAGAGGAAAAGACAGAUUUGUUUGGACUAUGGUGCGGAUUAUGUGGUGGAUUAUAGGGAUCCGAAAUGGACGCAGAGAGUGGUGGGGUUGUGUGAACAGCAUCGAACGGGCAAUGGAAAGGCGGGUGUGGAUAUCGUCUAUGAUCCUGUUGGGAUGAUUGACGCUUCGAUGAAAUGUAUUGCCUGGAAUGGUCGGCUUCUCGUGAUUGGUUUCGCUGGUGGCAAUAUUGAAAAGGUUGCUUUGAACCGCGUCUUGCUCAAGAACAUCAGCAUCGUUGGUCUCCAUUGGGGCAUGUAUGGCACCAAAGAGAAGGAGACGGUGCCUGAAGUAUGGAAGGGAAUCUUCGACUUGAUCAAAGCAGGCAAACUACGUGGAAUCACCUACACAGACAAGCACUACAAGGGUCUACAAGACGUUUCCAAGGCUUUGAUCGCUUUAGGAGCUCGAGAUACUUGGGGUAAAGUGGUGGUUGACUUGUCCGAGGAUGACGGCGAAGACGGCAAGAGUAAGCUAUGAUGACUCAAGGUACUUGAUAUGUUGCCUGGAUAUUUCUGGCUGUGAACUCUUUUGGAUAGAAAGGGCUUGUAGCAAUGUGCUGAGCCUGUGCUAGUUUUACGGAAUAUCAAGAUUUACUACUUAGCCAUA